Molecule: messenger RNA, 2375 nt
Organism: Insectozyma verbasci
Lineage: Eukaryota; Fungi; Ascomycota; Pichiomycetes; Serinales; Debaryomycetaceae
Source: the annotation of a GenBank genome assembly
AUGAACAGCCCAUUCUCUCCAAAUAAAGACCAUUCGUAUGAGUUCGAAUACCAUCAGCCAUAUAUCUUCUAUAUCUCAUUACUUAGAGUUCAAACAUAUUAUUCUUGAGUUGUCAUUUUGGAUAUUUUUCACCAUACAAAAAAUUUGCCAAAAAUGGAAACGUAGAGUACAGAUGUUUUACGUCCAUAACAUUCAAUUAAAUAGCGGGUAAUACAUAUUAUACCUCAAACAAAAGAGCUGAACUUAAUUUUAGCUGACCACAACCAAAAUUGAGAAAUUUCGUAAUUUUUUCUUAAGUAUGAGUAAAAUCGAAUAAAUUGACCUUACAAAAAUUCCAACUCCACAAUCGUAAUUCAAAUUAAAACAAAACGAAAUUAGUGGAUUUUUAAAUUCUGUAUUCUGAUAUAUCUAGAACUUUUUUAUGUUCAGGUGUUCAAAAUUGAGAAGUAAUUUUUCAAUAAUAGUAAUCGUUUUAAAACUUUAUGAUGUCCCGAAAUUAUUAUACAUAGUAUUUUAGGGGUCUAAUGAACAGAAUCAGCUAUAAUAGAAGUUGUCGGACGAGGUCUAAGAAUCAACUAACUCUCAAUUUAACGUUUUUUUGCGCUUUUUGAAAGUUGAACGAAGUCAUCAAGACUAGGCGUAUCCGGUAGAAAUGAGCGUCAUUCUAAGCCAAACUAAUUGAUUUUUUGUGAUGAAAAGAGCUUGAGACUAAUAGCUUGGGUAUGAAAGGAGUUUUAUUCAUGAUUCAAGUUUUCAGAUACUCUAUGAAAAUACUGCAUAUAAGACAAAUUGUUGUGUGCAGAAAAGGCACGUUAAAUUUUGCAAUAAUCUUUCAGAUCUAAAUUAUAAUCAAUUAAUAAUCAAGCAUUGAAUUUAAAUUAUUCACUUCCUACCAAAUGUCAUUAGCUAAAAUGGUCAUAAAACCGAGUCGAAAUAAUAUACUGCGAUGUUUUUCACUAAUUAAUAGGCGAUGUGCUCGUAUUAAAACAUCAGGGUCAAAUCCUCAAUUAUCAUUUCCAUGUUUAGAUAAAUUAGAACGAAAGAAUACUGAACUCUCAAAAGGUAUUUUGAAACAAACUUCAUCAUUGGACACAGGUCCUGAACCAAAUUAUGGAUUUGUCAAAACUGGAUUUCAAUUGUAUAAAUCUAAAAAACCAAUAUUUUUAGAUUAUGGUGGUUUUCUACCAGAGUAUGAAAUAGCAUAUGAAUCAUGGGGAAAUUUAAAUGAAUCAAAAUCUAAUCUAAUAUUAAUUCAUACUGGAUUAUCAGCAUCAUCUCAUGCAAAAUCACAACCAAACAAUGCAAAGAAUGGUUGGUGGGAGAAUUUUAUUGGCUCAGGAAAAUAUCUAGAUACUGAUAAGUACUUUAUAGUUUGUACAAAUGUUUUAGGUGGUUGUUAUGGGUCAACUGGUCCAUCAUCAAUUGAUCCAGCUAAUAAUGAAAAUUACGCCACUCGAUUUCCUAUAAUUUCAAUUAAUGAUAUGGUUCGAGCUCAAAGAGAAUUGAUUAAGGAUGAAUUUGGUGUAACUAAAAUACAUGCUUCAAUUGGUGCAUCAAUGGGUGGAAUGCAAUCACUAGCUUAUGCUUGGGAAUUUCCAAAUGAAGUUGAAAAAAUUGUAUCAAUAAGUGGAUGUGCAAGAUCUCAUCCAUAUUCAAUUGCAAUGAGACAUACUCAAAGACAGGUUUUGAUGAGUGAUCCAAAUUGGAAUAGAGGAUUUUAUUAUAAUCUGAUUCCUCCACAUGUUGGAAUGAAAUUGGCUAGAGAAAUUGCAACAGUUACUUAUAGAUCAGGUCCAGAAUGGGAAUAUAGAUUUGGUAGAUCUAGGGCCGAUGAGUCAAAACCACCAGCUUUAUGUCCUGAUUUUUUGGUUGAAACUUACUUGGAUCAUGCAGGCGAAAAAUUUUGUUUAGAAUAUGAUGCAAACAGUUGGUUAUAUGUUUCAAAAGCAAUGGAUUUGUUUGAUUUAAGUUAUAGUAGUAGAUCAAAAGCUUUGAAAAUUAGAAAACAGACUGAAGAGAAAUUUUAUGGUAAGCAAAUUGAUUUAUCUGAUCAAAAAUUAUCAAUUCCAAAUGAACCAUAUGAAGAAAAAACUACGAAUUCAAAGCCAAGAGUUGAAGAAAGUUUAUCAGAUUUAAAAAAAGGAAUGCAAAAGUUAUCAAACAAAGAUGUUUUAGUUAUUGGAGUUGAAUCAGAUAUUUUAUUCCCUGUAUGGCAACAAAGAGAAAUUGCCGAUGUUUUAAGAGAAAAUAAUCAACAGGGAUUAAUUGAAUAUUUUGAAUUAGGAACUGAUGUUAGUAAUUAUGGUCAUGAUACGUUUUUAUUAAGUUUAGAUGAUAUUGGUAAACCAGUUAAAAAAUUUUUAGAUAUUUAUUAG